AUGGCCGCCGCUCCGCCCCCAAACCGCCCCAUAAAGCUACUGAUGCUUCACGGCUAUACACAGUCAGGGCCUCUGUUCCAGGCGAAGACGGGUGCUUUGCGUAAAACAUUAUCUAAAGCCUUCCCUAAGGGCAUAGAACUCGUGUAUCCUACCGCGCCAAUACGGUUGACACCCGCCGACGAAUCGUUCCUAGCAGGUAGCACGGGCAAAGAUGGCGAGGGCAAGGACGGAAAGGAUGGAGAGGAGCAGGAGAUCGAUGCGUGGGCAUGGUGGAGAAGGAAAGGUUCAGGGGAACCAUACACAUAUGAAGGCAUAGAGCAAGGUCUGGCUCAUAUCGCAAACGUGUUGAAGGAACAAGGUCCCUUUGACGGUGUUGUGGGGUUCUCCCAGGGCGGUGCCGCGGCAGCCAUGGUCGCGAGUCUACUCGAACCUAACCGUCGCGCUGCGUUCGAGAAACUUUACCCAGAGGGCGGCAUGAGGUUCCCAGAGUCUUUUGAAGAAGACACUGGCUAUGUUGAGGGAACCAUACAUCCGCCGCUGAAGUUUGCGAUCAGUUAUAGUGGCUUUGCAGCGCGUGGGAAGAACCCGUAUCACGCGUUCUAUGAGCCCAAGAUCAGCACACCGAUGUUGCAUUUUCUAGGCACACAGGAUGUUGUGGUUGAGGAAGCAAGGAGUUUGGCCUUGGUCCAGGCUUGUGAACACAGCGAGGAGAAGUAUGUUGUGUAUCAUCCUGGCGGGCACUUCCUACCGAGCACACAGAAGGCUAGCGUCAACGCAUUGAUUGGGUUCAUCAAAGAGGUCCUGCAGGGACAGGAGGGCGGGGCAAAGAAGGAGGAGGAGAGUGUUGAGGACAUGGAUGUGCCGUUCUAG
Molecule: messenger RNA, 870 nt
Organism: Alternaria arborescens
Lineage: Eukaryota; Fungi; Ascomycota; Dothideomycetes; Pleosporales; Pleosporaceae
Exons: 1
Coding region: 1-870 (289 amino acids)
Cellular component (GO): cytoplasm; nucleus
Source: RefSeq, a predicted model, not a curated record